Polychytrium aggregatum is the source of this 977-nucleotide messenger RNA. RefSeq lists its product as uncharacterized. Bases 179 to 877 code for a protein of 232 amino acids. Lineage: Eukaryota; Fungi; Chytridiomycota; Chytridiomycetes; Polychytriales. The record is from RefSeq and is a predicted model, not a curated record. The transcript has 3 exons.
CGUCGCACAGGACCGGCGCGCCCGUCCCAGCUUUUGCACCGCACUGCCGCUGCCUGCUCCGUUUCUGCGCUUUGGUUUCGUCCCAACUCCAUCGCCCAUCCACCGGCCAUCCUCCAACUCCUCAAUCCAUCCUCCAACUCCACGAUCCAUCCUCCAACUCCACGAUCCAUCCACAGCCAUGGUCUGCCCAAAGUCUCUCGUCCUCGCUGCUGCUGCCGCCGGCACCGUCACAGCACAGACCUUCAACCGUCGCCUCUAUUCCAACACCAACGACUGCACCGGCACCGUCACCAACAUCAUCUCGGUCUGGUCCAACACCCCGUGCCAGGCACCCGGCUUUGCUGCCUGCGAGAAGAAAUCCGCCGUCGCCGGCUAUCUCUCCUCCGAGGCCACCGGAUGCGAGAGCAGCCCCUUGGUCGAUACCCCGUACUUGCCUGUCAACCGCGUCGCUGGCCAGGCCUUCCUGACCAUCAACUCGUACUACACCGUCGGGUCCACCAGCUGCAGCCUCAGCUCCGGCACCCAGCUCACCCAGACCACCUACAUCGCCGAUGGCCAGUGCUACGUCAUGGAGCCGGGCUACUAUUUCAAGGUCUCCUGUAGCCAGUCCAGCGGCACUGUCGCAUUCUGCAACGAGGGCUGCACCAACUGCACUACCCAGACCUACAACACUCAGAGCUGCACCGCUGCACCCGAUGGCUCCUACACCUCCGUCGUCUGCGGAACCGGCGCCUCUGCCAACACCACCAGCACCAACAGCACCACCUCGUCCACCCCGAGCCCAGUCAAAGGAUCGGGCACCACCAUCUUCGACUCGGCCGCCACCUACACCCUCGGCGGCAUCCUCCUCAGUCUCUCGGCUCUGCUGUUCUGUUAAACUGCGACCACGACCACGACCACGGCCACGGCCACGACCAUGACCACGACCACCCUAUGUCUGCUGUCGGGCGACCGAUAGCUUAACCGCCUCUAUCCAC